Messenger RNA from Anopheles maculipalpis, 1229 nucleotides. RefSeq names its product cytoplasmic 60S subunit biogenesis factor ZNF622. NCBI's taxonomy places the organism in Eukaryota, Metazoa, Arthropoda, Insecta, Diptera, Culicidae. The record is from RefSeq and is a predicted model, not a curated record. Gene Ontology annotation, molecular function: nucleic acid binding; zinc ion binding. Gene Ontology annotation, cellular component: preribosome, large subunit precursor. Bases 14 to 1198 code for a protein of 394 amino acids. Gene Ontology annotation, biological process: ribosomal large subunit biogenesis. The transcript has a single exon.
ACAGUAUAGCAAAAUGUCCAGUUUUACGUGCCUCAAUUGUGGAGUCCGUUUUGCGACCGCUGAAAUGCAGCGCGAACACUACAAAACACACUGGCACCGGUACAACCUGAAACGGAAGCUGGCCGAACUCCCACCCGUGACGAUAGAGGAGUUCGAGAAGCGUAUCAUCCAACAGAAAACAGAAGACGCUGCCGCACAGGAAGAUCAAUCGCUGUACUGCAAAGCCUGUCGGAAGGUUUUCAAGUCAAAGAAUGCGCACGAUAACCAUCUGGACAGCCGCAAGCACAAGGACAAUUUGCAGCAUUAUCUCGCCCAAAGUAAUGGCACGAUUGGUGCUGCUGUUGGUGGUGGAGGAUCGAGCACAAGCUCGAAUAUGAUGGACGCAGAAUUAGAAGUGUCGGUCAAAUCGACACGCGCGGCAACACGAGCCGCAGCGGCUGCUACCGAAGAGGAGGUCGAAGAAGCAAUGCUCGAGGAUGGCGAUUCGGACGAAUGGGAAGACGUGGAGUUUGAGAAUCCGAUCGACCGAAACGAUUGCAUCUUCUGUCCGCACCACAGUGAGGAUUUGCUGGAAAACAUUAAGCAUAUGUCAAUCGCCCACUCGUUCUUCAUCCCGGACGCUGAGUUUUGUAUCGAUGUCGAGGGAUUGCUUACCUAUCUGGCGGAAAAGGUGUGCCGGGACUUUAUCUGUCUGUGGUGUAACGAGAAAGGCCGAACAUUCUACUCGCUGGAUGCGGUCCGAAACCACAUGACGGAAAAGGUGCACUGCAAAAUGCUACACGAAGGCGCAGCACUGGCCGAGUACGUUGAUUUCUAUGACUACAGUAGUAGCUACCCGGAUCACGAGGACGGUAUGGACGUGGAUGCGGAACUCGACACACCGUCCGCCCUGGAUGGGGACGAGUAUCAGCUGGUGCUUCCAUCGGGCAAUGUGAUAGGACAUCGAUCACUGUUACGCUACUACAAACAGCGCAUCAAUCCAAACCGAGCGGUUGUGGUGAAGAAAUCGACCCAGCGACUACACAAGGUUCUGGCACAGUAUCGUUCACUUGGCUGGACCUCCACCCAGCAGGAAGCUGCAGCACGGAAUGCUCGCGAUAUGCACGUAAUGAAGCGACAGCACGCCAAGCUGAUGCAGCAGGUGGGCGUGAAGGCAAACAAGCUCCAACACCACUUCCGCCAGCAGGUUAACUUCUAAAUCUGAAUGUAUGUUUAUACCACAAUAAAAA